AUAAAAUGUUGAGCGAGAACGCGAGUAGUGGAGAGGGGAGGGGAGAGAGCAAGCGGAUAGAGUAAAGCCCGUCACAGUGCCAGACAGUCGGCUUGAGCUGAGCUGCGACCCAGUCGAGGUGAUGAUGGCGGCAGCUCUCGAACGAGGAGGGCUUCGGGCCGCCUUCCUGAACCCAGGCAGCGGUGGUGGCGGCGGACCGGCACCGACAUGCGUCCCGGCUGGAGCGGCGGCCGGGGCCGGGGCGCUCGUCCUCGGUUCGGCUGGUUCCGGCCCGAUCCCUGUCCCUAUGAAUCUUUUUGCAACCUGGGAAAUAGACCGUUCUUCUCCAAGCUGUGUUCCGAGGCUCUGCAGUCUCACCCUGAAGAAGCUGGUUGUCCUCAGAGAACUGGACAAGGAGCUCAACUCUGUCGUCAUCGCCGUCAAAAUACAGGGCUCCAAGCGUGUCCUGAGGUCAAACGAGUACGUUCUCCCCCCCAGUGGCCUCAUGGAGACCGACCUGGAGCUCACCUUCUCCCUGCAGUACCCCCACUUCCUGAAGCGGGAUGCCAACCGGCUGCAGAUCAUGCUGCAGAGGAGGAAACGCUACAAGAACCGCACCAUCCUGGGCUACAAGACCCUCGCUGUGGGACUCAUCAACAUGGCCGAGGUGAUGCAGCACCCCACGGAAGGCGGACAGAUCCUGGGUCUCCAUAGCAACGUGAAGGAGGCUCCAGCGCGCGUGGCCGAGAUCAGCGUGUUCUCGCUCUCCAGCCAGCCAAUCGACCACGAGGAUGCCAGCGGACAGGCCGGGGCCAAGACCAAGAUCUCAGAUCGCUCCCCUGAUUUGGAUAACUAUUCGGAGGAGGAUGAUGACAGCUACUCUUCAGAGCAAGAGGCCAGCGAUGACGCUGUCCACGGCCAGGACAUUUACGACGAGGAUGAUGAGGUACGCAAGCCGAAGAAGUCGCGGCGGAAAAUGAUCCGAACGACCUCCAUGACAAGGCAACCCAACUUCAAGCAGAAGUUUGUGGCCUUACUGAAGAGGUUCAAGGUGACGGAUGAGGUUCUGGACUCAGACCCGGUGGACCAGACGCAGGAGGUGGAGGAGGAUCUGGACCUGCUGUACGACAGCCUGGAGGUGUACAACCAGAGCGACAGCGGCCCGGAGAUGGAGGACAACGACAGUGUCAUGAGCACGCCCAAACCCAAACUCAAGCCGUUCUUCGAGGGCAUGUCUCACUCCAGUUCCCAGACAGAGAUCGGCAGCCUGCACAGCCACAAGAGCCAGCCCCGAGACAGAGACAGAGACCGAGACAGAGACCGAGACAGAGACAGAGACAGAGACAGAGAACGCAGCUGCAUCAGUUCUGACUUCUUGCAGCUGGCCAGGAGCAAAUCAUCAGCAUCACGACACCAGGAGGACACCAACAUGGACUCCCCAACAGGGGAUGUGGAUCCUGAUGACUUUGGGCCAGUGGUGGCGGAGGUGAGCAGCUGGGAGGUGAAUGCUGAGCGGCUGGCCAACACCGUGGGCAAACUUUGCAAGAUGGAGUCCCAGAAUCACAUGUCACCGAGCAGUAAGAUGGAGAGCCGUAUGCAGCGCCGGGCCCGCAGUACCUCCAUGAAGGACCGGCAGAACUCGCGCACCCAGAGCGAGAGGAGCAUGGAGAGUGAGUGCUCACCCGAGGCCCGGCUAGUCACACAGGUGCCCAGGAAGUCUGUGUAUGACCAGUUGAACCAGAUCCUCAUCUCAGACGAGAGGCUACCCGAGAGCAUCAUCCUCAUCAACACCGUGGACUGGCAGGGCCAGUAUGUGGCUGAGCUCCUGCAUAAACAGAAUCAGCCCAUCGUUUCCACCUGCUCCGCUGCAGACGUGCAAGCUGCCUUCAACACCAUCGUGGCCCGCAUCCAGAGAUUUUGCAACUGUAAUGCACAGACUCCUCCCACCAUAAAGGUGGCGGUGGCGGGCGACCAGAGCUACCUCAGCACAGUGCUGCGCUUCUUCGUGGACCAGCUGGCCAACAAGACGCCCGAUUGGCUCACCUACAUUCGCUUCCUGGUCAUCCCCAUUGGAUCUCAUCCGCUAGCGAAGUAUAUGGCGUCGUUGGACUGUAAGUUCAGCAACAUCUUCAUGGACACGGCAUGGAGGGAGCUUUUCUGCCGGCCAGAACCGCCCUCCUCAGUGGAUAACCUUGAUGUGGCUGGAAGGAUCGUCCAGUACAUUGCCGGUGCCAACGUGUCUCAUCAGUUCCCCAUAUCAGAGGCUAUGCUUACCUACAAACAGAAGAGGAAGAGAAGUUUAUAUUUUGAUUUUUACAUCAGCCCUGAUGAGGAUUCUUGCCAAAAAUUUGUGCCAUUCAUUGGGGUCGUUAAAGUGGGCAUUGUGGAGCACAGCCUCUCCACAUCAGUGGACUCGGAUGAUGCCAUGGGCACUGCCCCCUCCCCUCAGUGUGGCACCCCUCCGCCCUCCCCCUCUGUCUCAGCCGGUCUGUCUGGAGCUGGUUCUCCGUUGGUGGGUGGCGAGGUGAUGGGGCUCCAAGUGGACUACUGGACGUGGCAGGGCGUGGAGAAGAAGCGCGACGGGGAGAAGCGCGAGGUGGGCCUCAAGAACACCCUCAAGAGCAACUUCCGCUCGCUGCAGGUCAGCCGGCUCCCCUGCCCCGGAGAGCUCAGCCCCCCCGCCAGCAUGGCCAUGACCGUGGUCACCAAGGAGAAGAACAAGAAGGUCAUCUUCCUGAGUAAGAGGCCCAAGGAGAAGGAGGUGGACUCCAAGAGCCAGGUGAUUGACGGCAUCAGCAGGCUGAUCUGCACGGCCAAGCACCAGCACACCAUGCUCCGAGUGUCGAUUGACGGCGUGGAGUGGAACGACGUGAAGUUUUUCCAGCUGGCAGCCCAAUGGCCCACCCAUGUCAAGCACUUCCCUGUGGGUAUCUUCGGCUACAACAAGCCCCUGUGACCUUACGUGCCGCAAAGCUCCUUCCUCCCUACCACUCCACCUAACAUAGUCUGACUUGGACUUGAGAGAGGAGGGAGGGAGGGGUGGGGGAAUACAAUCUAUCUUCCUGCGUCUAUAUACUGUAUAUUGACACAGGAAGGGAGAGAGAUAGGGAGAGUAGAAACAAACAGAUGAUUGGAGUGGAAGAGGAGAUGAGAGGAGUGGUGAAGAGAAGUAAAGCCAACCCAUCAUUGCAGUAACUUGGGUUCCCAUGGACACCUUUGGUUUUACUGCCGCAAUAGUGUUGUGAAGAAAAAGAAGAGAGAGAAAAAAAACAGUACGACUUUUCAUCACCGUUAUUAUUGUUGUUGGUCGACGUGUUGUUUUUGAUGUUUUUUUACACUUUAUGGACAAAUGAAAAGUGAUAUUUUGUAUGUAUGAAUCAUGCUGCCUCUAAAAAAAACAAAGUAUUUUUUUCAGUCUUGACAAACGGCCACCUUAAUAUGUUGGCAGCUGUGUUUGCACUUUGUGUUUUUAUUGUUUUCUUUUGUUUAUUGCUCAUGAAAUUUGUUACCUACUAUUAUUAUUUCCAUGAAAUCCUGUUUGUAACGCUGUCAUGUAUGCAGUGGAUAGUCGAGUGUUCAGAGGAAGAAGAAGCAGUGAAGAAAGUAUGUGCUACAAAGGGUGUGUUUGGUGUGUGUGUAGGGAGUGUGGAUGUGUGUGAAUGUCAGUGUAGUGGUUUUUCGUGUGGAACUAUUAGGGAUAUUGCUGUGAAACUAGAUAGGGACUCCUUCACCUUGAUGCAGUGCGCUGUUUUUUUCUCUUUUUUUAACUACCAUUAUCCUUGUUUUUUGUAUUUUUUUUAUUGUAGAAUGGUGAUGUUUGUUGGUUUGAUUUGUUUUCUUUGGAAAAAAUAGGUUAGGUUUAAUGUAUUGAAAAACCUUUGACUUUUUAAAGCACACCUUGAGUUUAAAAGUAAAAUACAUCAACCCUGAAAACAUAUUUAGGAGGAAAACAAGGUACAGACAAAACUUAAACAUACCCAAUAACGCUAACCAUAGGAACAGUAACUAAAAGCGGCAUGCUUCCAUAAUAUAAAACAAAAACAGAAUGCUAUUUAUAGACAAAAACAGAUUUUGCAUUGAGCUCACUGCAAUUUCAUGUUCAAUUUCAAUUUGAGAGAUGGUGAAGGUGAUUUAUACCUUUUACUCCCUGGAGAAUUCAGAGUUAAAUUAGUCAAAGUAGAAACAUGUUUAAACAAUAUGCAGAUGCUUAAUAAGUGUGAUACAUCUUCAACACCUAUAACCCUGGUCUACCCAUGUAUAACAAUGAAGCUUCAUGCCAAAGUGUUAAUCAAAUGAUCUCUAAUAUUCAGGCAUAAUAAAAUGGCUUUAGAGUUUUUCAACUUUUAAAUUCACCAUUGAAAGUGUAUGUUAUUUGUUUUCAUACAAUUAUGUAACUGUAGCAUGUACAUGCUGCCACAUCCUAUAUCCAACAGUCAUUCAAAAGCACAGGGCUUCCCCCUGGUGGCUUAAAGUUGUAUGACAGAUGGCAUCUUGUACUUUAAAUCCUUUAGUCUUAUCUGUAUUCAACCAUUUCAUAGGCAAUUGAAUAGAAGCACUGCAUGCCAUGUAAUGUUAACUAAGAUUAUCUUAGCCAGCAGUAUGUGUAUGAGCUUACAGUUCACUGGCCAUUCACUUAUCAGACAUCAUCCCAUAACCCACACUAACAUACAGAUCAGAAAGCCAACAGGCCCACAAACAACACGUAGGCAAGGAUGCCCCCCUCCCCCCCCCUAUUUGUAAAGACUGGUGUGCUUUAAAAUGUUGAAGUGAUUAGAGAUGGACGAAGCUAGAGAGCUGUAGCCACACGAGUGGUGCUCUACUGCCCAUGUUGAUGUUAAGUGCUGAUUUGUACGUUUGUAUGUAUGUCUUCACGAUGGUGCUCCUAUCGUAGGCCCCAGGUGGAGGGAGUCCUAGACUUCACACUGCGGGCGAGUUGUGUGUCUAUGAUUUUAGUGAAGUUUGUAUGUUUGUGUAUUGAGGUGCCUACGUGGCUCAUAUAUUAACUCUCCUCUUGUGGUCUGGUUGGAACGGUGUCCAAAGUACGACACUUUUUUCCUGGCCGAAAUGUAUUUGUUUUCUGUUUUUGUGAAGCACAAGUAACUAUAUAAUAUUAUAUAUGAAUAUAUACAUACUCAGCUCUUUAGUAAUGCAAUUAGUCUUGUGAUGCCAAAUAAUUGAAUUUUCUGACCUUGUGGACAGAGCCACUCCAGACAUGGACUAUCGUAAAUGCAGUUUGCAUUUUCAGCCCAUUAAUGAUGUUUGGUCCCACAAAGAGGCCUGUGUGUCCGUUACAGUCCUGUCAGAUCAGUCAAUAAGAACGAAGUGCGGGCACAAGUGGUGCCUGCCUGCAACAAGCCUUUUGUGGCUACCUCCUUCCUCUUAAUCUAACACUAAGCAGUUUUUUUUCCAUCCUCAAGAUAAUCAUUUCAAUAGUUCAUGAAUUUGUAACAGGGUGGAAAAGCACUUCAAUUCAAUUUUAUAACCACGCAAAGUAUGAGGAGUGGUGUGUGUUAAAAUGUCAAUUAUUCUUUUAGCCAGGGAAACCACUUAGUGUUGCUUAAAUACACACACAACACACACACUGACUGACCCAACUAACUGAAGGUUCUUCUCCAAGUGGCAAGACGCCAUUUUACAUUAGCAACAAGGGAUACAUGUCAUUGUUAUUCCUCCAUUGUGUGACAUAUUCAAGUGCUUGUUCAUGGUAAAAGCUUAGAAACAAUGUCUAUGUGAACUUCAAUGUUUGGAAAAGGUACUAGAUAUACAAUUUCACAUAUAUAUAUACAUCAAGGCUGCAAGUUUGUAGUUUGCUUAUGUGUUGGGAGACAAAUCAUGUGACGAGAAGCAUUUUUUUAUGAUGGGAGAGUUAGACAUACUGGAAGGAUGAGUGUUUGCCUUUUUUUUUAAUCCCCUUUAUUUC
Messenger RNA from Engraulis encrasicolus (European anchovy), 5899 nucleotides. Its product is annotated as phosphofurin acidic cluster sorting protein 2. Lineage: Eukaryota; Metazoa; Chordata; Actinopteri; Clupeiformes; Engraulidae. The record is from RefSeq and is a predicted model, not a curated record. The transcript is spliced from 25 exons. Gene Ontology annotation, biological process: protein localization to plasma membrane. Gene Ontology annotation, molecular function: transmembrane transporter binding. The coding region runs from base 122 to 2935 and encodes 937 amino acids.